This is a messenger RNA of Oncorhynchus mykiss (rainbow trout), 1428 nucleotides long. The record is from RefSeq and is a predicted model, not a curated record. NCBI's taxonomy places the organism in Eukaryota, Metazoa, Chordata, Actinopteri, Salmoniformes, Salmonidae.
AUCGCCGAGCACCGCCCGAACAAGGAGAGGGGCCAUCUUCGGUGGAAGUCUUGACAGUCCCCAAAUUAAUAUAAUUGGUUCAGAGUUUGUUUUGAUAUUUUAACCUGCGUGUCGGGAUCGCGUUUGGUGUGGGAUGCCAAAAUAAAUGUAUGCACGAUGGUGCCGGUAUUGGUUCCGUGUUACACGGAAAACUACAGGCGAAUAUCCGUAGAAUAACCAACUUGAAACUGUCUUUACCUCGGUUUGAUAUUUCAACUUGCAUGUCAUAAUCGAGUUUGUUGGGGGACAAAAUACAUUUUCGCGAAUCCGGUAUGGUGUUAGGUAGGUUUUGGUAAUGCUAUAAAGUUGGUUGCCAACAGCUAUAUUAAAUCCAAAAUAAGAUGAAACCAGAGGAAGGAGAGAGAUCAAUAAAACGUUUUAUUUGGUUGGCUGACUGUGCACCACCGACAUGCUAUUCCCGAGUGCUCGGCUUGAGCAAGGAAAUAAUAGGCCUUUUGGGAAAACUACACAAUUAUCAUCGCACGAAAACAUGCGUUGAGAUUCUUCCCAAGAUGUUUCUGGAUGUGCAAAAUUCGUGCAUCAAUACCAAGCUCCGUGACUUCCUCUAUGUCAUGGAGAACCUUCCUACGCAGUACUGCAGAGAGCGACCCGGGAUUGUGUUGUUGAAGCAGAAAGUUACCAACCUGUACAGAAUCAUCAACAGAAUCUGUUAUCGGGACCUAGUGUAUUUUACAGAUGACUGUGAGGCCAUUGAGACUGGCCAGAGUACCCCUCACUACAGAGAGGACAGGCUCCAGAUGCUGGUGGAAGAGAAGAGAUGAGCCCAUCCAGAGACAAACACGCAUACACAGGAAUAUAAUUGUGAGGGCAUGUAAACUCUGUUUCACUCACACACACACACACACACACACACACACAUAGAUAGCAUCACACACAACUGUAGCUAAAAAACAUGCCAACAUAGUUUAAUUUCUAACCUUUAAGCCUAAAGAUUUGAGGUUUUUGUCCAAGUGAGGUCUCAUGUUAGAUGGCAUUUCAAAUGGAGAACUUUCCACAGGAAAUUAGCUGAAUACCAGCUAUUCUGAUGAAAACCUUUAACCAGAAUAAACCAAAAUGUUUGUGUGCCUCACUUACCGCUGCUUACCUACCACACUGUUCAAAAGGCAUGCCUUAUUUAUCCAAAUAUCUUGUAUGUUUCCAUAACUCCUCAUACAUACUGAGGUCCCAGCUCGUACAUCCCUGAGAAAAGAUUGAUUACCUCAUGCUGAUUUUAUGACUAGGCCUAGUCUUUAACCUAAACUCUAGUAAUGUAUCUUGUUCAGAUAUAGGCUAUACUUAAUCAUGAUUGCAUUUUCCUGUCAUUGGUGCAGUAGGCUAUACAUAUGUGUAAUAGUUAUAUGUGUGUAAUAAAACAACUUUUUUAAUGCU